This is a messenger RNA of Fonsecaea nubica, 1281 nucleotides long. RefSeq lists its product as hypothetical. The record is from RefSeq and is a predicted model, not a curated record. The coding region runs from base 1 to 1281 and encodes 426 amino acids. NCBI's taxonomy places the organism in Eukaryota, Fungi, Ascomycota, Eurotiomycetes, Chaetothyriales, Herpotrichiellaceae. The transcript is spliced from 2 exons.
AUGGAUCCUCGUCACCGUGGACUAUAUGUCCGGUGGUGCCAGAGUCCGCGGGUCAAGUUAUUAGUCGGCGAAGAUGACGGCACUCUUAGGGGAUUUCUCAUCCCCGAGGAGUUUCUGCAACGUCGCUCGAGAACCCUGCGAGAGCAAAUUACGGAGCUCUCACCGUACUCUGCUACAAGAGAAAUUACACUCCUCGAGACCGGUGCCCAGACAAUGGAAGAGUUCUUCAUCUGGAACUUCUGCCCAAAUCCUCAGCUCGAAGACCGGUUGAGUUUCAGCGAGGUUGUCCAACUUGGGGUCUUCGCCUGGAAGUACCAGGUCUCGGCUCUGAGCAACCAGGUGACCGACAUGAUCCGGCACAACCUCGCAAACAAUGAGUGGAAAUUGGAGGCCGGUAUCGUGGACGCCAUCUAUCAAGCAGCCCCCAACAAGAGUCCGCUCCGAGAGGUGAUCAAGGCGGCAUUGGGUCAGGUGCCGAGAGGUAACAUCGAUGGUGCUGAGUGGGAGAGGACCUAUAAGCGCAAUUCUGAUUUUGGCUGGGAUCUUCAUAAAUCCAACGACAAGGAGUGGACGGCCAAGGACUACUUGACUGGGUCUUGCCGCUUCCACAACCAUGACGAAAUCAAACGUCGGCAGAGCCUGUGUGAUGGAUGUCCCUAUACACAAGAAGACUGCUAUCCCCUUUGGGAGGAGGACCCGGAGCAAGAGCAGGAUCCAAAAGUCUACGAACGGCCCCAAGAGACGCCUCCAACUGAAGAUUGUGUCAAGGAGGACUGGAACGUGGUCCCUGUGGCAGAGAACUUUGAGGAGCCUCCAAAGAUGCGGGCAUCUGAAGAAAUGGAUAGACUCGAGCCCGUCUUUGAGGAUGCGCCAGAACAUGCACCAGAACCCAAAGCCGACGAUGUCGACCCUGUUGUUGAGACGAAUGGAGUCGCCCCUGACAGUGUUCCCGGGAAUGCAAUAAUCGAGGAUGGUGACGGUGCGCGGACCCCACAUGCAGACACCAACGGAGUCAAGAACCCCUUAUCCCAUGAUGAGGUCGUGUACGAGUCGGCUUUUGGCGACGCAUGCAGCGACGAGGGAGUCGCGGCGGCGAAUGGCGUCGUGACCGUUGGGCUCGAAGAGAGGGGUGCCGACCCGGUGCAUAUGGAAGCCAUCAACGGUGAGGAUCAUCCCAGUCCCAGCGAAAAGGCGAAGAAGAAGAAAAAGAAGAAGAAAAGAAUGAAUAUGGUUUUCGACAACGACAGCGUCAACGCCAAUGAGGUGCCGGUGGCCAACUGA